Molecule: messenger RNA, 8196 nt
Organism: Cinara cedri
Lineage: Eukaryota; Metazoa; Arthropoda; Insecta; Hemiptera; Aphididae
Source: the annotation of a GenBank genome assembly
AUGAUGAGCGCAGCAUCGGUACAGUGCGCAACGACCGCGAUCGUCGCCGUGUUGUUUUUCGUCCCGAGUCCGGCGGCGGCGGCGGCUGCGUCCGCGGAGCUGUACGGGUCCGAACCCGCGGUGGACGUACACCCGUGCCAGAGAGAAUGUCGGUCCGGCGAACCGGCCAAAACGUGCGAGUACCGGUUCAAAGUGGAAUGGUACUACACAAUGAGCAAGGCGUGCUACGACUGUCCGUACAACCUGACCGAUUGUUUCCGGCCCGACUGCGUGCCGGCCGACGGUGUCCAAAAGCCCAUUAUCGUCGUCAACAGAAGUCUGCCGGGUCCUUCCAUACAGGUAAACGGCAAUGUACACGAUCGUACAAUAUCGACGAUAACAACAAUAAUAAUAAUAAUAAGCGAUUGCGCAACGAGUUCGCGCUGUUGUGUCGACGGCGACGCGUACGGCAGACUACAGGGUGCGGAUAUCGUCGGGUAAUUCAAGCGUUUCGGUAUUGUCUCGGCGCCCCGGUCCUGAACGGCUUGCCCGAUUGCGUACGCCGUCUCGUGUAAAAAGUCGCUCCGAACAAACGCGUAACAAUAAUAAUAAUAACGACAAUGUAAUACGCAGGUUAGCAUGCCUAACGCUUUGUGCCGACCUGACGCGGCCGCAUCGAAAACAACGGCGUCCGGGCGGUGGCGCGUUUACGCGGUCGGCGGAGGAAGGUCCGUCUGGGGGGGGGUCUCUGGGCUGAUAAUACGGUCUCGAAAAAAACGCCGUCUAAAAAGAGGCGUCUGUUAAUGGACGCCUCGGAAAUGCUGCACGUGGUUUUCGUGGAUACCUCCCGGAAAAAACGUCUGAAAAUCCGCCACUGCGUUCGGGUGACCGCGUCGCGCCAACGCCAGAACAGCCGCGGCUCUGUCGGCCGACCGCGGACCGCACGAUUAUUAACGGACGGCGUCGUUUAUUAGACGAGGAGCUCUUUCCGUUUGGCCCUCGCAAUAGCCGAUGUAGUAAUAGGUUUUUUUCGGAUCUCGGCGGUAAAAAAAAAAAAAAGAAAAAAAAGAAUAGAUCCGCGCGCGUCCUUGGCCGUAUCGUCGGAACACGCGGUUCUCGACUGUACGCCGGUAACAUUUAUUGUAAACGAAUUGGGUCGGAAAUUAACGGACUUGAAAUGUUAAUAAUAUACGUCACGAGUAUCGGAGUUUUAAGUGCCUACCGCCUAUAUUGCACUGCACGUUCACGCGUGUUUAAAAUCGGAGGCGCGAGACUGGGGAUAGAACUUCUCUCGGUCAUUUUUUUUUUCGGUUUUUUCUCGGUGUACCUGCCUACCUACCCGUGGUUUUACACAUAAAGUUGGCACUAACCCAUCCCCACUUUCUCCCCGGACCAUUAAAAUAUCUUCAAAACGAACACCUGCACUGUUAGAGCAUUGGUAAAAUACCCAAUUUGACGCUACAUCACGCGUGACAUAUACCACAUAACUAAAAUAUAAUGAUCUACCCAAUUUUUUUAUGUAACAAAUAUUUUCUUAAAACAAAAAGUAUUAACGUUAUAAAAUAAUAUCCAUUUUUAAUUAAAAUUAUCAAUUAUAAAACAAUAUUAGUACACGGAUAUUGACCCUAUAAUAAUAAUAGACAAUAAUAAGCGCAUUCGUAACAGGUAUACGUAAUAUUGCGCCUGUGAAAAGUGAAACAAAAAUCCCAUUAGCGAAAAUUGUAAGCCGUUGCAUACAAAUACAACAUAGUCAGUCAGUAUAUACAGUGUGAUCAAUCUAUCGUAAGACACUCGUUAUCACCGAAAUUAUUUGUUUUCUAGAAUAUUUAAAAAACGAACUGCUCUACAAUUUUGUAUUUAUGUUAUUUUUUGUCGCCCUUAUUUUUGGAGGUAAAACCACUUCCUAUUUUUGGUUUUCAAAUGGCAAAUAGACGAAGUAUUCGUUUAAAUAAAUUGGUGUUGUCAUUUUUUUUUAUUUCCGUCAAUCCGCAGACGAGAUAUUCCAUUUUUGAAUUGGGAGAGGGUGUUGGUGCGUUAUUAACACGCCACGCGCCUUACUGCCAAACAAAUGAUACUCCACUGUUCUUCUCGAACCUAAACAUAAAAAUGGAAUAUCUCGUCAACUGAUUGACGGAAAUCAAACAUUUCAACACCAAAAUUUAUUUUAACUAAUACUUCAUCUAUUUAUGGAAUUUUUAAUAUAGGUUGCUAUUUGGAAAUCAAAAGUAGGUAGUGGUUUUACCCCAAAAAAUAAGGGUGACAAAAAAUAACAAAAUAUAAAAUUGUAGAGCAACUUGUUUCUUAAAUAUUCUAGAAAACAAAUUUCGGAAAAAGUUAAUACUUUCUGAGAUAAUGAGUGUCUUAUGAUAGAUCGAUCACUCUGUAUAUACUAGAUGGUGCACUGUCGAAAUAAUGUCGGAAAACCAAAAUAAAAUAUAGGUACCUACCUGACCUAUUGUAUCGGUCGUAUAAAUAGUUGACUAUAAUAAUGAAUAUUAAAAUCGUGUAUAAUAUUCAGCGGUUUAGAGGCCAGAGUAUUUAUAAAACCGCGGACACCCUAUAAAAAGAAAAGGCAAUGUAAGGGACAUACCUGUAAUAUUGACUUCGAAUUCGACGACUCUUACUGAUCAUUUUGACGAACGAGUAUCGCGAUGGCACUAUUAAUAUUAUUUUAUUGUAAUUUCCCCCUCCCCCAAGUUAUAACAAACAACGGUGACGAUUCUGUUUUCACAAUACUUCGUUACUUCCUCAUCGCUGUGAACAAUUUAAUAUAGUUUAAUAUCGACACAUACACCACGCAAAUACAUAUAAAAACUACGAACUGUAAAAAACUUGGAAUAUAAAAAUCUGAAUCUUUAAAAUCUGGACGGUACAAAUCUGGGACGUAAAAAUCUGCAUAGUGCAAAUUUGGAAUUUUAUAUUAUGAAAUUCGGACGGUAUUUAUCUAAAAAGUAAUUUAUUAUUUGAAAUUGUAAAUUAAGGAGUAAGGAGUAAAAGUUAGGCAACUUAUAGGACAGGUACGUCCGGGUCAUGUCAAUACGUGCGCGUAAAUAUGAACAUUAGUUGUGUUAAUUAGCUGGUUGCUAUUAGAUUCAAUACGUAUGGUGCAUUAUUGUUUUACUUACAUAGGUAUUCAAACCAAAAGUAGCACACUUUAUCAAUUAGUCAGCCUUGCAAAUGUUCCAACUUUGAUGAAAAAACAUGUAGUUAAAAGUUAAUUAACAAAUUACGGUGCAGGUUUUUUAUUGGAUUUCAAAAUCUAAAAUUCCAUAAUUACACCGUCCAGAUGUUUUACUUAAUAGUUAAUUUACUAUAUUUACUAGCAUUCGUAUUUUAAUGAGGUUGUCAUUGGUAACCGUUUUUAUUUAUUUUUUUGUUUUUAUUAUUUUAAUCUUUUUUAAACAAUCAUUGUUGUAAUCAUUUUACCAUAAUAUGAUAAAUACCAUAUAUUGUACUGUUGACAAAACAACACUAUCGACUGAACUUCUCUCAGAAUCGUUUUUUCGUUAUCAAUGAUUUAUUUUUGCUUACAGAUAUACAUUAAAUUCUCACUUGUAUCCUAUAUUUCCAACUUCUCACCUACAACAGUAGUCCUACUUAGGACAAAUUUAGGUCCUAAAAUAAAUCUGGAUAAUGUGAACAAUAUCCCCAUUUAAUGUUUGCAGUAAAAAUACCAACUACAUAAUUUCUAUAUAUAUUAUGUUUGGUAAACAGGACAAUGUGUUCUGAAAAAUGAAUCAUUCGAAAUCCAAACGAAAAAUUUAAAAUGCAAAACGAAAAUUUAAAAAUAUUAAAAAUUUAAUUUAUUAAUGAAUUUUAGAAAAAAUACAAUCAAUGAAGUUAAACAAACACAAAGUUAAAUACAAUAAAAUAUAAUUUACUUCAAUAUUAAGAUAAUAGAGUAUAAUAUUAUAAAGCACACAUAGACAAUAUUCAGACUUAUUUUAUAAAAUUACAUACCUAUAUUAAAUAAUUCAGCUACAAACUAUGAGUUCACUGAUUAAUUUAUAUGCAUCAACUUUGUUCGUAGCACAAUGUUUGAUAUAAAUACCCAUUUGCCAAAUUGUAGAACACAUUGUUAGAGAUGAACAUAUAAAAACAAUUAUGUUUAUGAUCCUCCAAAACAUUCUAUGUCAGCUUUAAUAAAUUACAAAAUAACCAUUGCCCCCGGUUCAUCCCCAAAUAAAUAAGAUUAUAGAAAAGUAUACGGGGCAAUAGAUUUUUGGAAAUUAAGAAAAAAAACACAAUUAUACAUAAAUAUAUUAUAAUCAAGUGUCUGUGUCAAAAAUUAAACGCAAAUUAGUUAAUACUCACAUAAAUUAAUAAUAAUUAUUCCUUAAAUUACAUUGGCUUUUUUCUUUCUCCGAUGAUUUCUUUCCAUAUUGUAGAUAAUUUGGUUAAGGUGUAACAUACAAAAACCAACAGGGUCGCGUUCAAAUCAAUAGUACCCUAUUCGUUUUUGUAUGUUAUCCACUAACAAAUUAGAAAAUGUCCAUCACUAAAAAAAUAAUAUUGAAGUAAGUUAUACAUAUUAAUGACUUGAAAAAAAAAAAAAAUCAAUAACAAUAAAUAAAUUGUUUAUAAAGUAGAAUUUGUUAACAAAUAAACAUAAAUUUGUUGUUAAUAACAUAAAUUAAUAAUAAUUAUUGUAAUUUUUAAUUAAAUUUGCUUUUUCUUUCUCCGAUAAUUUCUUUCCAUAUUGUAGAUAAUUUGGUUAAGGUGUAGCAUACAAAAACCAACAGGGUCGCGUUCAAAUCAAUUGUACCCUAUUCGUUUUUGUAUGUUAUCCACUAACAAAUUAGAAAAAAGUCCAACACUAAAAAAAUAAUAUUGAAGUAAAGUACACAUGUUAUUCAGUUUAUAUAAAAGAAAAAAAAAUUAAUAACAAUAAAUUAAAUCGUUUAUAAAGUAGAAUUUGUUAACAAAUAAACAUAAAUUUGUUGUUAAUAACAUAAAUUAAUACUAAUUAUUGUAAUUUUAAAUUAAAUUUGCUUUUUCUUUAUCCGAUAAUUUCUAAACAUAUUGUAGAUAAUUUGGUUAAGGUGUAACAUACAAAAACCAACNUAUUCAGUUUAUAUAAAAGAAAAAAAAAUUAAUAACAAUAAUUAAAUUCUUUAUAAAGUAGAAUGUUUAACAAGUAAACAAAAUAGUUGUAAAUUACAUAAAUUGAUUAUAAUUUUUUCUUAAAUUAUAUUGAUUUUUUCAUUCUCUGAUGAUUUCUAUCCAAAAUGUAGACGGUUUGGUUAAAUUGUAACACACAAAAACGGACAGGGUCGCGUUCAUUUCAAUAGUACCCUAUUCGUUUUUGUAUGUUAUCCACUAACCAAAUAUGAAGACGUACACCACUUAUAAAAUAAUAUUUAAAAGAAGUAUACAUAUUCUUCACUUUAUUGAAGUUAAAAUAAUAAUAACAUUUAUAAAGAAAGUUCAUAUAAUAUACCAUAUGUGUUUACAAUCAAACAAAUUAGUCUUGAAUUACAUGUUGACUUUUUCCACACUUAUGAUCAUUAUCCAUUAUCCAUAAAUAUAAUAUGAAACCUAUUUGUUUUUGUACAUUAUGCAUUACCGUAUGGAAGUUUUUCACUAAAAAUAUAAGUUAAUCAACUAAGUAUAGGAUAAUAGUAUGAUUUGCUAUAAAAUAAACCGUGACAUUAAGCUCACCUCAAUACAUUUUUUUCAAUUUUUUGUGUAGAAAUAAAUAAUGAAAUAAGUACAUGUGUUGACUCACAUGAAUGAUUUCUAAUGGACAGAUGGUGUUUGAAUAUGUGUAGGUGUGCUUGGGUGACACAGUCUUGGUGGAUGUUGAGAAUGCUAUGAUGGAAGAAUCGACUUCUAUUCACUGGCAUGGGCACCAUCAGCGAAAUUCGCCGUACAUGGAUGGAGUGCCGUAUGUGACACAAUGCCCAGUGCCACCCCACAGCUCAUUCCGGUAUGUUUACCUGGCAGAUAACGAAGGCACACAUUUCUGGCAUUCACAUUCGGGCUGCCAACGAGGCGAUGGUGUAUUUGGAUCGUUUAUUGUUCGCGUGCCAAAGGACCGGGAUAUCCAUAGAGAUAUGUAUGACGAGGACUUGCAUGUGCUCACUGUCACUGAUUGGUUACACCAAUUGGGUAUCCGCAAGUUUCUUGCUCAUUAUCACGGUUCGGGCGACAACAAGCCUGAGACUCUUUUAAUAAACGGCCGUGGCCGGUACAAAGUUUUUAAAGAUGGAUUCCACACGCCUCUAACACAGUUUCAUGUCACCAGAGUGAGUACAUAGCUACCUAAAUAUAUUACAAAUUUUUUGAUGGCAAACAAGUGACCAUUUUUAAUUUUAAUGAUAGGAAAAUUAUUAUUUGGAAUAAUUAUCUACUUCUAAAAAUUUGUUUUAGACUACAGUCAAACCUAAUAUUUAAUAUAUUAUUUUAUAUAUAUAUUUUUUUUUUUAAUAGUUAUUUAUGUAUUAUUUUGUUUAGGGAAAACGAUAUAGGUUUAGACUGAUUAAUGCCGGAUUCCUAAAUUGUCCCAUUUCAAUGAGUAUUGAUAAUCAUACAUUUACAAUGAUCGCAACAGAUGGAUAUAAUAUUCAACCGGUAGUAGGUAAUAAUAUAGUGCUCUAACUCUUAAAAUUAUAAAAAAAUGAUAUAUCAUUAUUUAGUUUAACACAGUGGCUUAUAAUUUAUUAUAUGUGUUUAUAGUUGAUUCAUUAGUAAGUUAUGCUGGUGAACGUUGGGAUUUUGUAUUAGAAGCAACAGCUGACAUUGGAAAUUAUUGGAUGCGAUUUAAAGGUUUAAUGGAUUGCGAUGAACGUUUCACAAAGGCAUUUGAAGUAGCAAUUUUGCAUUAUGAUGGAGCCGAUAAUAAAAAACCAGAAAAUAUACCAACAUAUGAUAAUUCAAUUCAUACUGGAAUUGUAAAUAGAACAAAAUAAAUAAUCUGAUAAUCAUGUAUUUAUAAUAACAUUUAAUUAAUUAGUUUUUUAUAUAUUUUAUUAUGAUAGCAAUUAAAUGCAUUGAAUAAAGGAUCAGGCCUAAUGGACUCUGCUACAGUAUCAGAAUUAGAAGAUGCAAUACCUCCAAUAAACGAUCUUAGAUUAGAGAAAAAACCAGACAUGACACUGUUUAUGUCUUACGAUUUUUAUUCUUUAGAUAAUCCACAUUUUCAUAAACCUAUGUUAUAUGGUUUCAAACAAGGUAAACAAUAAUUGUUUUUUCUGAAUUAUUGAAGUUAUUAUUUAAAUUAAAUUAAUCUAAUAAAAUAAUAUCCAUAUUAAUGUUUUAGUGACGCAUAAAGCAGAACGUGUUUAUACACCCCAAAUUAAUAAUAUGACUUUCAAAUUUCAAUCAUUUCCAUUAUUAUCUCAAAAAGAAAUGAUACAACCUUGGAUGAGUUGUGAACACAUUAAAAAAGAUUGCUCAAAAGAAUUCUGUGAAUGUACUAAUAUUAUCAAAGUUCCAUUAGGAUCAAUUGUUGAACUAUUUCUCAUUGAUAAAGGUAAAAUAAUAAUAAAAUUUAAAACACAUUAGUUUUUAUUAAGUAAACUAUAUAUUUUAUUUUAAGGAGUAACAUAUAAUGCAAAUCAUCCAUUCCAUUUACACGGACAUCCAUUUAGAGUGAUCGCAAUGGAAAGAGUAGGAAACCAUACUUCAGUAGAAGAGAUUGAACAGAUGGACAGAGAUGGGCGCAUUGUAAGAAAUUUACGAUCUGCUCCUCUUAAAGAUACUGUAACGGUACCAGAUGGUGGAUUUACAAUACUAAGAUUCUUAGCUGAUAAUCCAGGUGUGUACCUAACUAUGUAAUUGGGAUGUUUUGAAUUUCUGUAUUUAUUUUUAAAAUUACAAUAAUUAUAAAUUAAUUCUAUAGGUUAUUGGUUAUUUCAUUGUCAUAUUGAAUUCCAUGUUGAAGUUGGCAUGGCAACUGUGUUUAAAAUUGGUGAAGAUUGGGACAUGUUGCCACCUCCACCAGGCUUUCCGAAGUGUGGAAAUUACAAUGGAAAAGGAUUAGUUUCAUUUUUAUAUCCAGAAGACAUUGAAUUGCAAUAUAAAAAUCCAAAUGUAUAUCAUUAUGGAUUUAUAGAUAAUAAAAAUGAUAGUCGUAUAAAUAUGAUAACUACAUUAGACAAAUGGUGGCCAUUUGUUGGAGGUGCACAUCCUUAUGUAUCAUCCAUAGCUAACACUAACACACCAUACUUCUCAAUUGUAUUGUGCGUUUUAAUAAGUGUAUUGUUGAUUUACUAA